GGUCGUAUAAAACAUGCUUCAUUAGCUAAUUAUGAACUUCUGCAAUCUUUCUUUUUAUUUUCCUUGAAGCUGUAUAUUUCCACACACCAACUUUGAUUUUUCAAACUUGUAAAUAGCCUCUAUUUAAGACCAACCCGUCUUCUGCAUUUUUUAGGUGAACCGGUUUCUUUUUUCAAUCUAAUAAUAUUGAAUUCCAAGUUGGUAUUUUUUGAUAAAUUACAUUAAUUAUAUUCUUAUUGGCUGAUUGACUGUUUCUGAUACCAAACAACAGAAACAAAACUUAUUAUAAAAAAAGUCUACUGCUGAAUGGGCCUUUCUCUUUCACUGCUAAUUUCUGCUUGGAAUAAUAUAAUCUCUCUCAAGUUCUUUGGAACAACAGACACCAUUGAUAAGGUUAUUACAAAGGGUUCUGUAGAAGAAGAACAAGAAUAUCCAGGGCAAAUUAUGCUAGAAAGGUCACUGAGCUUCAAGAAUUGGGAUGAAGAAAAACCUGAAAAAGCUUCUGAUUCUAGAAAGUGUAAUAAAGUUCAUCAUCAAGAAACGAUUCGGAUAAAGAAACCGACAAUUAUAGUUCCUGAACCGUUUUUGUUCUUUUCUCCGAGACCACUGAGUGAGCUUGAUGCUGCUGCAACUACUGUUCAGAAAGUAUAUAAAAGUUACAGAACAAGAAGGAAUCUUGCUGAUUGUGCUGUUGUAGUUGAAGAACUCUGGUGGAAAGCUUUGGAUUUUGCUGCUCUGAGGAGAAGUUCAGUGUCAUUCUUUAACAUUGAGAAGCAUGAAACUGCUGUAUCAAAGUGGACUAGAGCUGCCACAAGAGCUGCUAAGGUUGGGAAGGGGUUGUCAAAGGAUGAGAAAGCUCAAAAAUUAGCAUUACAACACUGGCUUGAAGCUAUCGAUCCGCGGCAUAGAUAUGGACAUAAUUUACAUAUGUACUAUGAUAUUUGGUGUGAUAGCAAGAGCCCUCAGCCUUUCUUUUACUGGUUGGACAUUGGUGAUGGUAAAGAAAUAAACAUUGAGAGGUGUGCAAGAAAUGUUCUACAACGAGAUUGCAUCAAAUAUCUUGGACCAAAAGAAAGGGAAACAUAUGAAGUGAAAGUGGUGGAAGGGAAGCUAGUGUAUGGGGAGGACGGGAGUGUAGUGAAUACAAGUGAGGGGUCAAAAUGGAUAUUUGUGCUGAGUGCAUCAAGAAAAUUGUAUGUUGGUCAGAAAAAGAAGGGUGCUUUUCAACACUCUAGUUUCUUAUCUGGUGCUGCUACACUUGCUGCUGGCAGAUUGGUAGCUCAUGAUGGGAUUCUCCAGGCAAUAUGGCCAUAUAGUGGUCACUACCUUCCAACUGAGGACAAUUUUAAGGAGUUUAUCAGUUUUCUUGAAGAUCAUAAUGUGGACUUAACAAAUGUUAAGAAAUGUGCAGUAGAUGAUGAUGAUGCUUCAUAUAAGAUGGGUAGUGAAGAAUUAAACCAAGAAGAGAAAAGGACUGAAAAGGACACAAAAGUAGUUGAAGUAGUUGAAGAAGAAAAUAUAAAAGUUGAAGCAUUUGACAUGAGCAAGAGAUUGUCAUGUAAAUGGAGCAGUGGAGUGGGUCCAAGAAUUGGGUGUGUAAGAGACUACCCACAAGAGCUUCAAUUAAAGGCACUUGAGCAACUCAAUUUAUCACCUAGGGUUACUCUUCCUCCCAAUUUUGGAUCCUCUCUUCCAAUUCAUUCACCAAGGCCCAGCCCAAAGAUAAGAGUCUCGCCUAGGCUUGCUUAUAUGGGCCUCCCUAGCCCAAGAGUUUCUGUCACUUCUGCCUAAGUUGGAUCUUUCUUGUUGAAAUGUGGAUAUAUAACCUUUUUUUCACUAGAAGGUAACAUAAAAAGUUGACUCUUCUUAUUUUAUUUUUUUUGAAAUCUCUUGUUCUUUUUAUUGUAUUCUAUUUGAUUGUUCUAGUUUUUUUUUACUCUCAAGUAUAUUGAAUAAAAGUUUUACUUUUGUAGUA
Mercurialis annua (annual mercury) is the source of this 1975-nucleotide messenger RNA. RefSeq names its product IQ domain-containing protein IQM4. Bases 307 to 1791 code for a protein of 494 amino acids. NCBI's taxonomy places the organism in Eukaryota, Viridiplantae, Streptophyta, Magnoliopsida, Malpighiales, Euphorbiaceae. The transcript has 8 exons. The record is from RefSeq and is a predicted model, not a curated record.